AUGGCGGACAAACUUCGCGCUCAGCAGCAACUCGAACAGCUGCAGACUCGUUUUGUCGGUACCGGGCACGCAGAUACUACGCGGUUCGAGUGGUCCUCCAAUAUUCAACGCGACAGUUUUGCUAGUUAUGUCGGCCAUCCUCCGUUGUUGAGUUAUAUGGCUAUUGGGAUGGGCGAGUGCCGGGAGAAGGUCCGAGGAGCGAUGAUCGAGGUAGGUUGA
Messenger RNA from Glarea lozoyensis ATCC 20868, 219 nucleotides. RefSeq lists its product as uncharacterized. NCBI's taxonomy places the organism in Eukaryota, Fungi, Ascomycota, Leotiomycetes, Helotiales, Helotiaceae. Gene Ontology annotation, biological process: mRNA splicing, via spliceosome. Gene Ontology annotation, cellular component: precatalytic spliceosome; U2 snRNP. The record is from RefSeq and is a predicted model, not a curated record. The transcript is spliced from 2 exons. Bases 1 to 219 code for a protein of 72 amino acids.